UACUAGCAAUAGCAGGCAAGCAGAGUGCAUCGCAAAUUUGGGCAUCAAAGCGGUGCGUAAAAGCUGCAUCCUUGCGCGUUUGCGACGCACGGAUAACACCUGCAACUCCAGCGAUUUUGGACCGCAUUCAUUCACUGUACAGAGAAAGCAGUGCUUGCCGCAAGUGCAGUGCAGAAUUAACAACAAUGCGCAACCUACUCGCCAUCAUCGCAAGUGCAAAGGCAUUAUCCAUCGGCAUCGAUUUGGGAACGAGCACGAGCUGCUGCGCCGUCUACCGCAACGGCGCGCCCGAGCUCGUGCCGAGACGCGUCGACGGCAAGCUCCUGACGCCGUCGGUCUGCGUCGUCUCUUCUGAUUCUAUAAGGCUCGCAGAACCGCUCACUACACUAAAUGACAACGAAGUUUUAGUAACGAGCUGGAAGCGCGCCAUUGGAUUGGAUAAGGCCACAGCAGCAUGGCGCGUCGAAGAGCCCACGAAAAAGCGACUACGAUUAGAUGAUGGUUCAACAGACGAAGAUAGCUACGUCGGCGUCAUGACAACAGUCGGACGCGUCAAGCCCGUCGACUUGUCAUCAUGUGUCCUGGAUUCAUUGCUAACGGACUGCGAGACUUUCCUAGGAGAACGCCCGAAGAACGCUGUGAUAGGUGUGCCCGCGUGUUUUUUACCUUCACAGAGAAGAGCGACGGAGGCGGCAGCAUACAAAGCUGGUUUACAAAAGGUACAAAUUGCGAAUGAACCCGAAUUAGCGGCGCGCGCGCACGGCACAUCCCAAAAAAAUGAUGAGAGGCUGGCCAUGGUCUUCGAUCUGGGCGGGGGCACGCUCGACGUGUCUUUAGUUGAUGUGGGCGGGCGCACCGCAGAAGUCAUUUCCACUGCUGGUGAUUUGAACCUCGGGGGCGAUGACUUUACGAGGGCGGUUAUCGAUGUGGACCCGUCUUUGACUAUAUCUGAGGCCGAGCGCGUGAAGAUCGAGCUCACUACGCAGAAAAAUACGGAUACUGUGACUCGCUCGGACCUAGAAAAGGCCUCCUCCAUACUCUUAGAAAGAUGCUGUGAUGCGGCGCGCGAGGCGUGCGUGCUGGGCGACGCGCGUUUGGAAGGAGACGAGCUUUCCGACGAGGCGCCUCCCGCAAGUACGCGGGCGAAGCGCCGCAAGCAGGCGAAGCAGUCGCAGCGGGCUCUGGACGACCUCCGAAAGGCGGCGCCGAACAUCAAGAUCGUCCCGCAGCAGGGGUCGCGCACCGUCGACGAUUUGGUGCUGGUGGGGGCCGCCACCAAGAUGCCCUGCGUCCAGAAGUGUUUGUCGAAAUUGACGGGCGUGCCUUAUCGGAAAGCGGUCGAUCCCGAUAGAGCGGUGGCGUUCGGCGCCGCGCUGCAAGCUAGAGCGAACGACGGUGAAGUUGCGGCCGAGGACGACUUCGUGGUCGUCGGCGCGUUCCAGGCUGAAGUAUUAAGGCACUUCGCCCAGGCCAAUUCUGUUGAUGACGAGGACCUCGGGGCCCUCGAGGACGAGGACGAUGAUUUCGAGGCCUACCUCGAGGACCUGGACGAGGUCGACGAUGAGGAGUUCGAGCGGUUGUUGGCACUGGCUGAGGAGGGCGAGGAGGAGGAGUUCGUGGACAUCGACGGCGAGGAAUUCGACAAGCUAGGUCUGUAGCGCCUACAUCUCGUCGAUGGCGUGGACGGGAAGGACGCCGUCGACGCGAUUCUCCGAGCGUCAACGCGAGUGUAAUGUUGUGAACUUCUUAGGCAGCGACUAGC
Molecule: messenger RNA, 1762 nt
Organism: Pelagomonas calceolata
Lineage: Eukaryota; Pelagophyceae; Pelagomonadales; Pelagomonadaceae
Source: the annotation of a GenBank genome assembly